This is a messenger RNA of Solanum dulcamara, 976 nucleotides long. RefSeq lists its product as uncharacterized. The coding region runs from base 172 to 762 and encodes 196 amino acids. NCBI's taxonomy places the organism in Eukaryota, Viridiplantae, Streptophyta, Magnoliopsida, Solanales, Solanaceae. The record is from RefSeq and is a predicted model, not a curated record. The transcript is spliced from 4 exons.
GUUUUUCUUAAAAAAUAUUCCUCUCUUCCCCAAACAGAUUCCGAAAAUUAGAAAAUCCAAUUUCUACAUUUUCUCUGUGAAAGAAGAACCCUAAUUUCAUCGAUUCACCGCCAACACACCAUUUUUCUCGAUCGAUCGGUCCGAUUUCUCUUCCGUUACAGGAGAUUGACGAUGGAAUCAUCUUCUUCUGUUAUAACCCCAGAAGAUGUAAUGGGGACACUCAUGAACGAUGGAACAAUUGAUUCCAUGAGGUUGAAAAUCAUUACUCAGCUCAAAGCUAAUGAAGAACUCAAAAAUACCACCAUAAAGAUGGUCGAGCAAAGCAGGGUUCUGAACACCCCUGGUGCAGAAAAGCAGACCAAAAGGGAGCUCUUUGAUGCAUUGCGACAAGAACUUGAGACUUCAGUGCUUGAGAAAGCCUCUAAAUCGGUGUGGGAGCUUAUUUUGGAUAACAAUGGGAUAGGGAAGGAAAUAAGUGAAACUGUUGAACAAGUAUUCUGUCGGUUAAGUGGAAGAGAAGCACCAUUAUUUGUGUCGGAUUUUGGACCUCAACCAGAGAAAGGGAAAGAGAAAAAGUGUGGACAGAAAGAGGAAAGCAGUGAAACUGGGAAAGAUAAUUCUGAAUCUGCAGCAAAGAAGAGAAAGAUGAACACAGAAGAGGAGUUUGAUGAAGCUGUCUGCAAAUCUAGUGACAAAUCACCCUCACCAGAUGAUUAUAGUAAAAUGCUGCCACCAAGUGUGAGAAGUCAAAACACUUCCUGAAUCAACUCCAUUGUGUCUUAUCCAGCUUUUAGUGAGGGUAUUCUUUUCUCCCUGCCCUCUUUUUUGUUCGUAGAUAGAAUCUUUUUUUCCUUUACUGGAUCAACAUGUUUAAUACUAAAAAGUUACUAUUUAUCUCUAGGUGUUAGCUUCUUGAAAUCUAUGUAGCUGUAUCAGUUACUCCCGAGCUUCCAGAAUAUGAGCAUUGCUUUAUUUA